AUGCGCACAAUUGGCCACAUUGGGGCCAUGGCACUGCACUGCCAUCGCAUAAUCUUUAAGAGCCUCAAUGAUAUGCACAAAAAUGCCCAAAGAGUGCAGGUAAAAGAUCCCGCUAAGGUCCACGGUCUGAUGCAGCGUGGCGGCGCCAAUGGGGAUAUGCUUCUUACGCAGGGUAAGGAGAAGUGA
This is a messenger RNA of Penicillium concentricum, 186 nucleotides long. RefSeq lists its product as uncharacterized. The transcript is spliced from 2 exons. The record is from RefSeq and is a predicted model, not a curated record. The coding region runs from base 1 to 186 and encodes 61 amino acids. NCBI's taxonomy places the organism in Eukaryota, Fungi, Ascomycota, Eurotiomycetes, Eurotiales, Aspergillaceae.